AUGAACUUCUACAGAGAUGCUACGUGGGUAUUAGAGUAUGUGGAACAACAAGAAGCUAAAGGCCGUAUCUCUGGUUCAUUGCAAACAUUAGUUUUACAAAGUUGUACGAAGUAUAAACUGAAAUGUAAUCCUAAACAUGUUUAUGCUGUAAUAGAUUCCUGUUGGAAAUAUAAACCAUAUUUGGAAAAAGUUAUGAAAAAAUCGGGUAUUCUAGAUGAUAUACCGAAGAAGAAGGGCAAACCAAUGUAUUCUAGAUUGACUUUAAUGUUACUAUGUCAUGAUUUAUUAUUCUCGAAAAGUAAACGUAUCCAAAUGGGGAAACACCCAAUCAAAGAAUAUGUCUUGAAACAUAAGAGCAGAUUGCAUAGCGAAUUAGUGAGACUAAAGUUGAAAUUGAAAGUGAAAAAUCUAUCUGAAAUAGUUGAUAAUAAUGAUUCUACAGAAGAUGUCACCCCAGUUAGAUGGAUCCGUAUUAACCCAUUAAGAUGUUAUCAGGGUCGCGAUGUGAAUGCAGUUUUAGAAGAAUUAGGUAAAAAAUUCCCUAAACGUGUCGAAAAUUGGAAUGAUAUUGUUCCUGGUUCGAUCUAUUACGACGAGUAUAUUCCUCAUCUUUACGGUAUUCAUCCGCAAGAUAAGAUUACAUCUCAUGAACUAUAUAAGCAAGGUAAAAUUAUCAUUCAGGAUCGUGCAUCAUGCUUCCCAGCUCAUAUUUUGAACCCAAGUAAAGAUGAUAUCAUCAUUGAUGCAUGCGCUGCUCCAGGUAACAAGACAACACACGUUGCAUCGUAUAUGUUUGGUGAUGCUAAACAAGAGGAUCCUCAUGUUCAAAUAUAUGCAUUUGAGAAAGACCCAGAAAGAGCCAAGAUUUUGGAGAAAAUGAUUAAAGUGGCAGGUUGCUCUAAAAAUAUUCAAGUUACCGUGGGUGAUUUCACAAAGGCAGCUACACCAGACAAAUUUAAAGAUGUUACUGGAUUUAUCGUAGAUCCAAGUUGUUCAGGAAGUGGUAUCUUUGGCCGUAAGUAUGUGGACUCUUUGAAUAGACAAAGAAAUAAUGAUACAACAGAUAAAGACAAGAAAUCCACUGAAGAAGACGAUGAGGUUCCUGAUGAACAAGAAGAUUACAAUAAAAAAGAAGACUUGAAAACACGGCUUGCCAAAUUAUCAUCUUUCCAAUUUCAAGUGAUCAAGCAUGCGAUGAGUUUCCCAACCGCGAAGAAAAUCGUCUACAGUACAUGUUCAAUCCAUGCAGAAGAAAAUGAACGUGUUGUCUUGGACUUAUUGCUUGACUCUAAAGUUAAACAAUGGGGAUGGAAAGUCGCAGCCAAAGAGAGUGUCAUACCAACUUGGCCAAGAAGAGGUAAAAUAGAAGAAUUCGAGGAAGUUUUCAGAGAUGACCCUGCUAAAUGUCAAGCUUUGGCAGACGGAUGCAUCAGAGCUUUACCUAGAGACGAUGGUGGUAUCGGGUUUUUUGCAGUAUGCUUUGAAAGGUAG
Messenger RNA from Naumovozyma dairenensis CBS 421, 1491 nucleotides. It is a transcript of the gene RCM1, whose product is annotated as rRNA (cytosine-C5-)-methyltransferase RCM1. Bases 1 to 1491 code for a protein of 496 amino acids. Gene Ontology annotation, molecular function: methyltransferase activity. The record is from RefSeq and is a predicted model, not a curated record. Lineage: Eukaryota; Fungi; Ascomycota; Saccharomycetes; Saccharomycetales; Saccharomycetaceae. Gene Ontology annotation, biological process: rRNA base methylation. Gene Ontology annotation, cellular component: nucleolus. The transcript has a single exon.